AUGGAAGAAGGAAAGAUUCUUAUACGAGGUGAUCAGGCCACGAUUGGAUCGUAUUUUGCAUCUACCAAAUCCGAUGUCGAGGCUCACUUCGCGACUCAUGGUACCGGAGAAAUCACCGAGGUUAAGCUCAUGAAUGGCUUCGGUUUCAUCGAGUACAAGGACCCCAUGGAUGCCCGUGAUGUUGUACCGGCCUUCCAUGGCUCUGAUUUCAUGGGAGAACGACUCACUGUCCAGUUCGCCCGCGGUUCCCGGCAUCGCGAGGGCGGUUUUGGCAACCAUGAGCGCACCGCGCCACGGCCUCGUCGAACCCCUCAUCGAAUGCAGAUUACGGGACUUCCAAACGAUACCUCUUGGCAGGAUCUCAAAGACUUUGCGCGUCAGUCUAGCUUGGACGUUGUCUAUUCUGAAACUGGUCGCGACUCGAACGGCCGAGGCUUCGUCGAAUUCGAGACUGCAGCAGACCUUAGAACGGCUGUUGAGAAGCUUGAUGGGCGUGAAUUUAAGGGCCAGCGAGUCCAAUGCGUUGCUGACACUCAGCCGGAUAUGCCUCCUCGCGAGCGCGGUCGAUCCCGCUCCCCAGGACGUCGACCUUAUCCUCCUCCCGUGGACGACUACGAUCGGCGUGGCCCUCCCCGUGGAUAUAGUCCUCGUGGAGGCGGUGGUGGUUACGGCUACCGAGAUCGCAGUCCUCGUCGCGAUUACUAUGAUGAUCGCGCCCGUUAUCGGUCUCCUCCUCGCCGUCCCAUGGAGGACUAUCCUCCCCCUCCCCCUCGCGGCCGCUACGAUGACCCCUAUCGCCGCGACUACCCUCCUCCGCCCGAUCCCUAUGCCAAUGGGCGACCUCCUUAUGACCGACCUCCUCGAGACUUCCCUCCACGAGAGGGCGGAUACCCACGAGAUGGUGGCUAUCCCCGAGACUAUGAUCGUGGUGGACGCUACUGGUAA
Fusarium subglutinans is the source of this 945-nucleotide messenger RNA. RefSeq names its product pre-mRNA-splicing factor srp2. Gene Ontology annotation, cellular component: nucleus; ribonucleoprotein complex; cytoplasm. The transcript has 7 exons. Gene Ontology annotation, molecular function: mRNA binding. NCBI's taxonomy places the organism in Eukaryota, Fungi, Ascomycota, Sordariomycetes, Hypocreales, Nectriaceae. The record is from RefSeq and is a predicted model, not a curated record. Bases 1 to 945 code for a protein of 314 amino acids.